This is a messenger RNA of Tachysurus fulvidraco (yellow catfish), 950 nucleotides long. Its product is annotated as transmembrane protein 94-like. The record is from RefSeq and is a predicted model, not a curated record. Bases 186 to 611 code for a protein of 141 amino acids. NCBI's taxonomy places the organism in Eukaryota, Metazoa, Chordata, Actinopteri, Siluriformes, Bagridae. The transcript is spliced from 4 exons.
CCUGGAGCAAAUGUUUUUUGCAUCAUUCUGUGUGUUGGUCCAGUCUACACUGGCCAGGAGCUUUACUGACCACCCUGUGUGCAGCUAGCUUAAUCACAUGCCACAUCUUUGAUCAAAACAGUGACGGCACAGCUUUGAUCAGUGGCUGCGCUCUUUUGCUCCUCCUCUUGGCUGAUAUUGUUGCCAUGGCAGCUCUUCAGCAGCUGAAGACGUCGGAGAUGCCACAUCGAGUGGAAACGUUGCUAAACACUUUACAGGAAUUUUUACUGCAUCCUCCUUCUGAUUGGCUGAAAGAAACAGAGGACCUGUUUGUCCCCUCCCUGCCUGCCGUGUCUUUACAGUGGACGUACCGAGAUGGCCGAUUGAUUAACUUACCCGUCAGUCUCCUAGUGGAAGGUGACAUUAUCUCUCUGCGCCCAGGCAGCGAGGCCCCCACUGAGCUCAGGGGUAUCCAGGAAGAAGAACACGUCAUCCUGUCUCAGAGUGAUGUGUUCAGUCAUCUCUCAAGUCCUCCAUCCCCUCUGGAUCAGGAAAGGUCACGACCUCACCGUUUACUUCAGCCUAAGCUUUUCAGGGUCACUCAGACUCCGGCCGUGGAAGUGGUGCAGUGAGUUGAGGGAAAUUGUAGCAGUAAACACUCGUACAAACACACACCACAUCCACACACUGAGCUGUCGAUGUCCUCCGUGAUGUCCUCAGGGGUCUGUACUGUAACGAUCGGCUGCAUGUCUGGUUCCUCUCGAGAUACAUACAAUUAUGGACUAAUUUGACAUUCUAAUUUAGUUUAAGUUUAAAAUAGUUUUUGAGUCUAACAGCUUAAAUGAAGCUAGUAGUGAUAGAAAUCUGUAUAAUAAAUUCAUUGACAUGAAGAAUUUUAAAAGUAAACAAAGAUUCAUAAAUAAAUAAAGCCUUAGAUCAAAUAGUAAAUUUUGUUAUUUCAUUCAUUCAUU